Saccoglossus kowalevskii is the source of this 1344-nucleotide messenger RNA. Its product is annotated as plexin. Gene Ontology annotation, biological process: regulation of cell migration; semaphorin-plexin signaling pathway. The record is from RefSeq and is a predicted model, not a curated record. Gene Ontology annotation, cellular component: semaphorin receptor complex; plasma membrane. Gene Ontology annotation, molecular function: semaphorin receptor activity; protein binding. NCBI's taxonomy places the organism in Eukaryota, Metazoa, Hemichordata, Enteropneusta, Harrimaniidae.
AUGGAUACUGCUAAGUCUACUUUGAUUUUUCUAUCAGUAUUUCUAACUUUGUGCUGUGGUCAAGAUUUCCACACCUUUGUUGAGACAAACGAUCCUAGUAACAAUGAUAUAAGGCUGACAAGGAUGGUUUUAGAUCCUAAUAAUGGUCGUUUGUAUGUGGGAUCGGUAAAUAGACUUUAUAAAUUGACCAGUGACUUGGAGACGGAAGAAAUUGAGUCAACAGGUCCGAGAGAUGACAAUCAAAAUUGUAUACCACCAGAUUUUGUGCAGUGUGAUUCCACACUUGUUUCAACAAAUAAUAUCAAUAAGAUUUUAGUCAUUGAUACAGAUAAUAGUCAGUUGAUAACCUGUGGAAAUGUGUACAGAGGAUCUUGUGAAACAAGAGAUAUGGAUACUUUGACUUUGAUAAAGUGGUAUUAUAGACAGGUAGCAACAACUACAGAUGGAUCUACAGUGGCAAUAAUAGCUCAUGGUCCAAAUAAUGACAAUACUGGAGUUGGUCCAAAUGUGUUGUAUGUUGGUAGAAGUGUUGUCCCUGAUGAGGCUCAAUGGAUUCUUCUUUCUAGUCGUCUACUUCCAUCUAGUAACAAUGAGGAUCCAUUUACUAUACUGAAGGAUGAAACGGGAAAUGCUGGAUUUGUACAAGUAAAAGCAGAUUUCUUUGGAGUUUAUUCUGACUUUAACAUUGAUUAUAUUAGUGUAUUUGAAAGCAAUGGUUUUACGUAUUAUGUGUCCGUACAGCCCAAGGUAGACACCAUAACUAGUGGACCAUUUGUUACAAAAAUAGUUCAAAUUUGCCAAAGUUGUAGCAAGUAUAAGGAAACAUAUAUUGAUUUACCAUUGACAUGUACAGGCAGUGAUGGCGUUGAUUACAAUUUAGCCCAGUCAGCAUUUGUGACUCAAGCUGGAGAUGAUCUUGCAGAAGUUAUGAAUUUAAAUGACAAUGACAAUAAAGAUAUCGUAGUAGUGUCAUUUGCUAAAGCAGAUCAAACAUCAAAAAUACCAACAGACAAAUCAGCAGUCUGUAUUUACUCCAUCAAAAAAAUACGGGAAAAGUAUUUAGAGUGGCUUGACAUAUGUGCAUCGGAUCCAAAUCAACCAACUGGGUGUGCCUGGUCUUCUACUGCUUUGGAAGAUUUAUGUGGCAAUACCUGGCUGGAUGAUGUUAUUGGUGUUGAUUUGUGUGCAUGUCGUGACUUUGGCAAGAUAACAUGUGGAACCAAGAAUAUAACUGCGACACCUUGCUAUACAAGCAGUGAUUCCUUGAUAACCGCUGUAGCUGCAGUGUCCCAUUCAGGUCAUACAGUUAUAUUUACAGGAAAUCAAGAUGGACACCUAAAAAAG